ACCUCUCAACCCAACUCCUGACACCAUGGCCUGCUGUCAAACUAGCUUCUGUGGAUUUCCCAGCUGCUCCUGUGAGACCUGUGGCCCCAGCUGCUGCCAGCCAACCUGCUGCCAGACCAGCUGCUGCCAGCCAACCUGCUGCCAGACCAGCUGCUGCCAGCCAACCUGCUGCCAGACCAGCUGCUGUGGCACCGGCUGUGGCACUGGCUGUGGCACUGGCUGUGGAGCUGUGAGCUGCCGCACCCGGUGGUGCCGCCCUGACUGCCGUGUGGAGGACACCUGCCUGCCCCCCUGCUGCGUGGUGAGCUGCACCCCCCCAACCUGCUGCCAGCUGCACCAUGCCCAGGCCGCCUGCUGCCGCCCGUCCUACUGUGGACAGUCCUGCUGCCGCCCAGCCUGCUGCUGCUACUGCUGUGAGCCCACCUGCUAA
Eptesicus fuscus (big brown bat) is the source of this 430-nucleotide messenger RNA. Its product is annotated as keratin-associated protein 9-3-like. NCBI's taxonomy places the organism in Eukaryota, Metazoa, Chordata, Mammalia, Chiroptera, Vespertilionidae. Gene Ontology annotation, cellular component: keratin filament. Bases 26 to 430 code for a protein of 134 amino acids. The transcript has a single exon. The record is from RefSeq and is a predicted model, not a curated record.